AUGACAGAGUAUUCCGUGCUCUUGGUCUCACGAUUGGACCCGUUGAGAUAUCUAUUUGACAGGCCUGUUCUGACCGGUAGGCUCAUGAGAUGGCUGGUAUUGUUGAUAGAGUUUGAUAUUCAUUAUGUCACACAAAAGUCAGUAAAAGGAAGCAUUGUUGUAGAUCAUCUAGCUUCUUUGCCGAUAUCCGAUGACAGAUCGGUUAAUGAUGAUUUCCCUGAUGAGCAGAUCAUUUCAAUGACUAGUAUUAUGGGAUGGCGGUUGUACUUUGAUGGUGCCGCCAAUCAGUCGAGGUUUGGCAUUGGUAUCUUGUUGAUAUCACCACAGGGUGAUCAUAUCCCCAGAUCAGUCCGGUUAGCAUUUUCCGAUCAUCACCGGUUGACGAAUAAUAUUGUGGAGUAUGAGGCUUGCAUUACAGGUUUGGAGACUACACUUGAUCUUGGCAUUAGACAGUUGGAGAUCCACGGGGAUUCCAAUUUGGUUAUACAGCAAACUCAGGGUAUCUGGAGGACUCGGGAUGAGAAGCUAAAACCCUACCAUGCUUACUUGGACCUGUUGAGUGAUGGAUUUGAUGUGUUAAGGUAUAUACAUCUGCCCAAGGCGGAGAAUCAGUUUGCCGAAGCAUUAGCCACCUUGGCUUCUAUGAUUGUGAUCCCCACGGGGGUGACUGUUAGGCCAUUGCUGAUUGAAACUAGGUCUGCACCAGCUUACUAUUGUCUGAUUGGAGAGAUAGAGGAUCAGAUUGAGUUGCCAUGGUUUCACAAUAUUUAUCAGUUUCUGUCAUGCGACACUUACCUAGAGUCAACCUCGGCCAAGGAUAGGAGAGCAUUGAGAUAG
Vitis vinifera (wine grape) is the source of this 837-nucleotide messenger RNA. RefSeq lists its product as uncharacterized. The record is from RefSeq and is a predicted model, not a curated record. Gene Ontology annotation, molecular function: RNA-DNA hybrid ribonuclease activity; nucleic acid binding. Bases 1 to 837 code for a protein of 278 amino acids. NCBI's taxonomy places the organism in Eukaryota, Viridiplantae, Streptophyta, Magnoliopsida, Vitales, Vitaceae. The transcript has a single exon.